UUCUCACAACAAGGCACUCAUUACGCGCAGUUAGUGGAUGUAUUGGAUGAGUCGGGUCAGCACCGGGUGGCGCAGCGUUUGCGCGAUUUUAACAGCACAUUAAAAUCGUAUCAGUUUGAAAUCAUAUCAACCAUUGGAUCAGGGAACUUUGGCAUAAUAACCGAUUGGGGCAAACAUCUUAUUUAUAAUAUACACCGAGAAGCAUGGUACUUACGGCGACUGAAGUCACAAUAUGUAGUCGGCUAUUACGACAGUUGGGUUGAAGGGAAGACCUUGUUCAUUCAGAUGGAGUUGUGUUUAGACAAUCUUCGCAAUAUAAUUCAUAUGAAGCAACAGAUAUUUAAUAGAAAACCUGAACAACCAAUGACUUUAUACGAGUACUUCAUUUCGUGUGAAAUAUUUAAAGAGAUUUUAGAAUGCGUUCAGUAUUUGCAUGAUUUGAAUCCACCGGUCAUUCACAGAGGUAUUCAUCCAAACAAUAUACUGAUCGCCAAAAAUGUGGUGAACGGAAGAUAUGUGAAUUUGGACUUGCUACACAUCAUCAUCAAGGAUUUCUUGGGCACUGUCUUAAAAACCAACAUGGGCCUCCCUAAAGCGAAAGAGCUGGGUGAUACUGCACACACAAUGGGUUUAGGAGCGGGAUUAUAUCGAGCACCCGAAGUAACCAUGAGCAAAUAUUACAACCACAAAGCUGAUAUCUAUAGUCUAGCAAUAAUUUGCGGUGAGCUAUUUGAUCUGGAUCUUUACAGCGGCGAUUUGGCCCUGGUAGCUAGCGACAUAUUCGAGAUUGACGUGUUUAAAGAUUGGGAAAGUGACUUCCGAUACUCAACUAUAAAUACAAAUAUAAAUGAGCCAGUAUAUUUGUUGAAAAAACUUUUGGACGACAUGUUGGCCCAUAAAUGGCAUAAUAGACCGGAAUGUGAGGAAGUGUUGGCUAAAUAUAACGAGUGGUCUAUCGAUAGGAAUAUUCUGUUAAAUGAUUCAGAAUUUGAUGACAUAUUGGAUAGUAUUGAUAAAAUUGAGACUCAGAUUAGGGAACGGGAUGCCCUUGGGGUUCUGAGAGCACCGGGUGACGGCUGCCAUACAGGUGCCUAUCUUUUUGCGUUUAAGGCAUUCAAGGAUCUCCUUCUGACAGGCGAGCGCCACCUUAUAGCCAAUACAGUCAAUGAACUGAACUACCUGGGUGCCCAAGAUGCGACAAAAGUAAAAUCACAAAUAUUAUGGCAGUUCUCGCAACAGCGCCCUCAUUACGAACAGUUAGUGGAUAUAUUGGAUGAGUCGGGUCAGCACCGGGUGGCGCAAAAGUUGCGCGACUUUAACAGCACAUUAAAAUCACUUCAACUUGAGAUCAUAUCAACUAUCGCAUCGGGGCAAUUUUCAGUGGUCUAUAAAAUGAAACAUAAAACCGAUCAAAAGGCGCACAUAUAUGACCGUUUGGAUACAUAUGACACACAUUGUAUUCAUCGUGAGGCCGGAUAUUUGCGACGACUGCGCUCGCAAUACGUUGUCGAGUAUUACGAUAGUUGGGUCGAAGGGAGCACCUUGUUCAUUCAAAUUGAGUUAUUCUCUCAUAACCUCAUCGACCUACUGAACAUAAAGCCACAAAUGUUUAAUAGAAAAUCGGGACAACCCAUGGAUUUAUACGAGUAUUUCGUUUCGUGUGAGAUAUUCAAAGAGAUCUUAGAAUGCGUUCAGUAUUUACAUGAAUUGAAUCCACCGCACACAACGGGAUUGGGAUAUCCCUUAUAUAGAGCGCCCGAAGUAGAUGUGUAUAAAUAUUAUGACCAUAAAGUGGACAUCUAUAGUGUUGGUCUAAUUGGCGAAAAGAUAUUUGAUUUAGAUCUGUACAGUGACAAUGACAAACAAAUAAGAAAUAUCCACAAGGAAAUGGAGUAUUUGAGUCAAGUUGAUCUCCAAUAUGUGGUCCAGUAUUUCGAUUCGUGGAAAGAAUUAAAUACAGUUUACAUUCAGUUAGAGAUGUGUUCACAGAAUCUGACGAAUAUUCUGGAAAUCAAACCACAAGUAUUCAAACGAUUGCCAAACGAGUCGAUGAAUUCAUACGAAUACAUCAUUUCGUGUGAAAUAUUUAAAGAGAUCUUAGAAUGUGUUCAGUAUUUGCAUGAAAAUAAUUUCAUUCACCGAGACCUCAAACCCGACAAUAUAUUAAUCGCCGACAAUAUACUGAACGGACGAUUCUUAAAGUUAUGUGAUUUCGGUUUAGUUACAGAACACGAUAAUAGCGUUCAUUAUAUAACUGCUUACAAACACACCGCAGACGUGGGAACCAUGAAAUAUAUCGCACCAGAAGUAGCAUCCGACGACAUGUUGGACAGAAAAUGGAAUAAAAGGCCGGAAUGUGCGGAAGUGUUGGCUAAAUAUAACGAGUGGUCUAUCGAUACGGAGAUUCUGUUAAAUGAUUCACAAUUUGAUAACACAUUAGAUAGUAUUCACAAGAUUGAGACUCAGAUUAGGGAAAGGGAUAAAUAA
Oppiella nova is the source of this 2487-nucleotide messenger RNA. The record is from the annotation of a GenBank genome assembly. Lineage: Eukaryota; Metazoa; Arthropoda; Arachnida; Sarcoptiformes; Oppiidae.